AUGCAAUUCAUCUAUGCUUCCGCCGCCUUGGUGGCAUCCGCCACCCUCUCCAUGGCCGCGCCCGCCGAGGUCGUUGGCCGCAAGACUUUCCAGGUCGGACAGGUUGCUCACGGCAAGAUUCUCAAGAACGGACCCGUCCAGAUGAUAAAGGCCUAUAACAAGUACGCGCGUGUGGGAGCUGUCGCUCCUCCAGACGUUGCCUCUGCCGCCGCCUCUGCUCAAGCAACCGGCUCAGUGGUCGCCACCCCGGAGCAGUACGAUCAGGCCUAUCUUUGCCCUGUCACAGUCGGCGGCACGACCCUCAACCUCGACUUUGACACUGGUUCCGCAGAUUUGUGAGUUUGACGCUUGUGCAACGUGUACCUGAAACAUCUAACGCGGCAUGCAGGUGGGUCUUCUCCACUCUCCAAGCGAAGAGCGAACAGAGCGGUCACGCUGUGUACGACCCCAGCGUCUCCGGAAAGAUACUUCAGGGCGAGGAGUGGAACAUCACGUACGGCGACGGGUCCGGCGCCUCUGGACCCGUCUACGCCGACAAGGUCGUCGUUGGCGGCGUCACUGCGACUUCUCAGGCGGUCGAGGCGGCUACUUCCGUGUCUUCCCAGUUCGCGCAGGACGUUGACAACGAUGGCCUCCUUGGACUUGCGUUCAGCACCAUCAACACUGUGCAGCCAGACCAGCAAGUCACCUUCUUUGACAGCGUGAAGAAGAGCUUGGCGAAGCCUCUGUUCACCGCGGAUCUCAAGGCCGGCGAGGCUGGUACUUACGACUUUGGGUCAGUUACUCUCGCUCGGUAAUGGAAAUAUCCUGCUAAUGACCCCACAGUUUCAUCGACAGCUCGAAGUACACUGGAAGCAUCACCUACACGCCAGUGAACACCGAGAACGGCUUCUGGCAAUUCAAUGCUGGCGGGUACUCCGUCGGAUCCGGAAACCAGACGAGUGGCAGCUCCAUCGGCAUCUCCAUCGCUGACACCGGCACCACUCUCCUCUACCUCCCUACCGACGCCUGCUCGGCCUACUACAAGAAGGUUUCUGGCGCGAAAUACGACACCUUCCAAGGUGGAUACGUCUUGCCCUGCAGCGCGAGCCCACCAGCCUUCAACGUCGCCAUUGGCGGCAAGACUUUCAAGAUUCCCGGCAAGGUCAUCAACUACGCUCCCGUCGACCAAUCCGGCGAGACGUGCUUCGGAGGUAUGCAGCCCAACACUGGAAUCGGUAUGAGCAUCUUCGGCGACAUCUUCCUCAAGACAGUAUUGGCCAUUUUUGACGAGAGCACGGGCUCGCCCAGGCUCGGGUUUGCUGCUCAGGGGUAA
Messenger RNA from Lecanosticta acicola, 1315 nucleotides. NCBI's taxonomy places the organism in Eukaryota, Fungi, Ascomycota, Dothideomycetes, Mycosphaerellales, Mycosphaerellaceae. The record is from the annotation of a GenBank genome assembly.